GUUUCUUAUAAUUCAUCUGUCACUGUCCGCAUACGUCAUUGAAAUACUAUCGGUUCCGCUCUGUCGGCUCCGACCAUCGGUUCCGCAAUCCAGAACUUUUCUCGAGAUGCAGUCUGCUGAUCCUCGAUAUCAUCAAACAAUUCUGAACAUAUUAAAGCAAGCAAUCAAUUGGCUUCACUCUUCCAGGGUCAGUCAUUCAGCAUACUCAAACAACAACAUUACUACACAGCUCCUACUUUCUCGGGAAUAUAUACCUUCUACUACCACUACCACUACUACUAUAUAAACUACAAUGCCUACUACAACCUCCACCCCCCUCCCAACCCUAAUCUUCAUCUCCGGCGCCUGGCACCUCCCAACCUGCUACACCAAACUCAUCACCUACCUCCAAACCCACCACCCAACCCUCAACUGCACGACCAUCACCCUCCCCUCCACAACCGGCGACCCCAGCGCCACAUUCAAAGACGACCUCUGCGCCGCCCGCGCCGCCAUCACCCACGAAACCCUCCACCACGGACGCAACGUCGUCCUAAUCGCGCACUCCUACGGCGGGAUGGUCGCCAACAGCGCCAUCAAAGGCUUCACAUCACCCCAAACACCCACAUCCGGCACCAUUAUCGGCCUAAUCCUCAUUGCCUCCGGCUUCACCCUAACCGGCUUCUCCUUCAUGGACCCCUUCCUCGGCCACCCGCCACCCUCCUGGCGCGCAAACCACACCACCGGCUUCGCCGAACUAGUCACUUCCCCUCGCGAACUCUUCUACCAUGACCUCCCUGAGGAAGAAGCCCGGUACUGGGUCUCGCAGCUUAGACCGCAGAGUCUGAAAGCGCUGUUCGAGGGCGGUGAGUACUCGUAUGCGGGGUGGAAGGACGUCCCGUGCUGGUAUAUAGGGACGGAAGAGGAUAGGGGGUUGCCGGUGCUGGUGCAGCGGAUGGGUGUUGGGAUCGCGAGGGGGUUGUGUCCUCCGGGAUGGAGGGUGGUGUAUAGGGAGGUGGUGGGCGCCAGUCAUUCGGUGUUUCUGAGUAGGGUGGAGGUUGUGGGUGGGUUGGUUUGGGAGGCUGUAGAGGGGUUUAUGAGGAUGGAUGUUGAGGUGCAGAAGGAGGAGAGGGAGGGCGUGGUGAUUGUGCCUGAGGCGGAUGUUUGGAAGGUGUCGACGUGGUUCAAAUAUGGGGUGCCCGCGGCGCUGGGGAGGGGGGUCGGGUGGGGUUUUGGGUUGGUUGGGUGGAUUAGGGGGUGGUGGUAGAUAUGUUACUCUGUCUGUAUAUUGAGUAGUAGGUGACACUUGGUUUGAUGUAUAUGUUUAGCUGUGGGCUGUCUGAUUACAUUCGAAUCUGUUUUCUUAUGUUGUUGCCUUAUAUGGCGUUUGGGAAAUACUAUCUUCGCUCUCAUGUGAUUACUUAGCCCUCGGUGUAUGUAUGUAUGUAUGAUUAUGGCGGUGUAUACAGUAGAAUAGACAGAGCAUACUGAGUACUGUCUAUCUGCAUGAUGAAAUACAGGUUGUCGAUGCCAUCAUACUACUUCUCUCAAUCAUCAUA
This is a messenger RNA of Aspergillus vadensis CBS 113365, 1538 nucleotides long. Its product is annotated as alpha/beta hydrolase. The coding region runs from base 293 to 1246 and encodes 317 amino acids. The record is from RefSeq and is a predicted model, not a curated record. Lineage: Eukaryota; Fungi; Ascomycota; Eurotiomycetes; Eurotiales; Aspergillaceae. The transcript has a single exon.